CCCGCCGCGUGCGCGCGCAUCCCCGUGUCCGCCCUUCCGCUUCCCGCCCGUCCCGGCGCUGCCGCCGCUCCGCGUCUCUGAGGGAAGGGCGCCCGCGGGGCUCCCCAGCCGGCCGCCAGGAUGUCGUACAUGCUGCCGCACUUGCACAAUGGGUGGCAGGUGGACCAGGCCAUCCUGUCGGAGGAGGACCGGGUCGUGGUCAUCCGCUUCGGGCACGACUGGGACCCCACGUGCAUGAAGAUGGAUGAGGUCCUGUACAGCAUCGCCGAGAAGGUUAAAAACUUUGCUGUUAUUUAUCUUGUGGACAUCACUGAAGUACCAGACUUCAACAAGAUGUAUGAGUUGUACGAUCCCUGUACAGUCAUGUUUUUCUUCAGGAACAAACACAUCAUGAUUGAUUUAGGUACAGGUAAUAACAACAAGAUCAACUGGGCAAUGGAAGAUAAGCAGGAGAUGAUUGACAUUAUAGAAACUGUUUAUAGAGGAGCCCGCAAAGGUCGAGGUUUGGUGGUAUCGCCGAAAGAUUAUUCCACUAAAUACAGAUAUUGAUGUUUCUUUGGGCUGCCUUUUUUCAUAAUCCUAUGUCCAGUUAAAUUUAUUCCUGUGUAUGCGUGUACAUAUAUGUAUAUUAAAAUAAAAAAAAAAAAACAAACCUACAAGUCCUUGAA
Molecule: messenger RNA, 668 nt
Organism: Motacilla alba alba
Lineage: Eukaryota; Metazoa; Chordata; Aves; Passeriformes; Motacillidae
Gene: TXNL4A
Product: thioredoxin like 4A
Exons: 4
Coding region: 121-549 (142 amino acids)
Biological process (GO): mRNA splicing, via spliceosome
Cellular component (GO): U5 snRNP; U4/U6 x U5 tri-snRNP complex; spliceosomal complex
Source: RefSeq, a predicted model, not a curated record